Gymnodraco acuticeps is the source of this 700-nucleotide messenger RNA. RefSeq names its product mitochondrial ribosomal protein L53 (gene mrpl53). The record is from RefSeq and is a predicted model, not a curated record. Gene Ontology annotation, cellular component: mitochondrial large ribosomal subunit. Bases 16 to 630 code for a protein of 204 amino acids. The transcript has 5 exons. Lineage: Eukaryota; Metazoa; Chordata; Actinopteri; Perciformes; Bathydraconidae.
UGCUACAUUAAAGACAUGAGAGCUGUUUUCUGGAGAGGUUCACACAGGAGGCAGCGGUGUGAUUCGUUGCUCAGCCUGCGCACAUUUCUGGACGUGAGAGACUCGGAGCUGUUCAUUUCAGUCUGCUCCGCUCUGAGCCCCGCCAGGCAGCAGGUCGCUGCUGCUGGGAGGAGGAGUGUAGAGAGCCGCCGCGGCGCGAAGCUUCAUGGAUGUUUGCAGGAAGGUGCCAAAGUCAGUUUCCCUCGACAGACGUCAGCAGCACCAACCUCUGCUGAGGUCAGAGGUCACACAACAGAAAACAUGGCGGCUUCCAGUAAAUUGACCGUGGUGUUGAAAGCUGUGAAGAACAUAACAGCCCAGUUUUGUCCGUUUGAAUCAAAUGUCGGGUCAACACGGAUGUUUCUGUGCGUGAUGAGCUCACAUAAGGUCCGAGCUACCAACUUGAACUGUGAGGUGAUCGCCACAGUGAAGCAUGACGGGUCUGAACCUGUAGUGGAAAUCACUUACUUGGACGGAGAUAAGCUGAUAUUGAAGGGAGCGAAGCUGAACUGCAGCGAGAUGCUGAGUGCGUUUCAGUCGAUGUGCGCAGCCAAGGAACUACAGGCAAAACUCGCAGCAGCAAAGAAAUAAUAUGUGUUGAAUUUAUCUGUGAUCUUUGUAUAUUCCUGGAUGUUAAAUAUUAAAGUAUUUCAUAAAUGUG